Messenger RNA from Dunckerocampus dactyliophorus (ringed pipefish), 2168 nucleotides. RefSeq names its product cellular communication network factor 5 (gene ccn5). The coding region runs from base 125 to 1162 and encodes 345 amino acids. The transcript is spliced from 5 exons. Gene Ontology annotation, biological process: signal transduction; cell adhesion. The record is from RefSeq and is a predicted model, not a curated record. NCBI's taxonomy places the organism in Eukaryota, Metazoa, Chordata, Actinopteri, Syngnathiformes, Syngnathidae. Gene Ontology annotation, molecular function: integrin binding; heparin binding. Gene Ontology annotation, cellular component: extracellular matrix; extracellular region.
GAAACAUUUCUGAUGCUGCUCCAGUGGCUGUUUACACGGUAGUCAGUGCGGCGUGACAUCAGAGUGCAGACUUUAUAAAUGUCAGCCAGCCCAGAGGUGGGCGAGACAGACGGAGCUCGCUAUCAUGGACCGACCGCUGUGUGACUGUGUGAUAGCCUUGGCCCUGCUGCUGCUUGCUGUGGCCUCACAGGUGUUUUGUCAGCUCUGUGAUCGGCCUUGUCUUUGUCCUCGUCCCAUCCCACAAUGUCCCCCGGGAGUCCCCUUGGUGCUGGAUGGCUGCCGGUGCUGCCAAGUGUGUGUGAGGCAGCAGGGCGAGCCGUGCAACCAGAAGUUCCCCUGUGAUGCCCAGAGGGGGCUGAAGUGUGACUACAGCGCCAGCUUCCCUGGAGGCCCUGGGGAGUGUGUCAGUCAGGAGGAUAUGGCCUGCGAAGUCAACGGAAUCAGCUACCAAGAUGGACAGUCCUUUCAGCCCUCAUGCGACGUCUACUGCCACUGCAGAGGAGGAGGUGUGAGCUGCGUGCCCGCUUGUCCCCUGAAUGUACGCCUCCCCACACCGGACUGUCCCCAUCCACAGCAUAUCCAACUCCCUGGGAAGUGCUGCAAGGAAUGGGUGUGUGAGAACCUGGAGAACUCUGUCCUUCAGGAUGCCAUCACAGCCAUGAGACCAAACGGGCAGCGGCCACCACCCCUGGUCCCAGCUGCCUCCACUUGUACCGAGCAGAGCACCCAGUGGAGCGCCUGUUCCCAGAGCUGCGGGGCCGGGAUCUCCACACGCGUCUCCAACCAGAAUCCAACCUGCAGGCUACAAAUGGAGACUCGCCUUUGUAAAGUGCGACCCUGCCAUUCACAACUUCCCUUGACAAGCAGACCAGUGCAGGGGCAGCAGGGCCAGUGCACGGCCAGCUACACAUCACCGGGGCCCAUUCGACUCGUUCACCAGGGCUGCUACAGCACACGGGCCUACCAGCUCCGCUACUGCGGACGCUGCACCGACUCCCGCUGCUGUACACCUUACCAAACCUCCACGGCCGAGGUGACCUUCCGCUGCUCCACUGGCAGGCUUCUACAGCGGGCUGUGAUGAUGAUCCACUCGUGUGUCUGCCAUAGCAACUGCCCUUACUCCCCAUUCAGAAACCCCGCUCUUUGGGGGUACAGGCCCUGACUCAUCACCCUGGUAACAACUAGACUUCACUGAACUUUGACAUAACUCACAGUCUGAUUCCAUGCAGCAACUCUGAAAGAAACUGAAAUGAUGACGUGGCUAAAAAGGCAUCAGUAUGUGAGCUAGGAAGCGGUUAACAUACUGACAUCAAACAUUCAUGUAUUGUGUCAAAUAAUGUGAAUAUGUAUCCAACAAAGCAUCAGCACAUGGGUUUUAAAAGUAUGGCACUGUGAGCAGAUAAUGUAAUGCAGUUGGCGCUUCCUUUACUCCCUGAAAAAGGAGCCUAUUUUGUUAUGCUUUCUGCUCACACCAGACUCUUGUUUACUUUCUCACCAUUGGACGUAAACAUCAAUUCAUUUUGCCUUUAAACAUAAAGUUAGCUUAGAUUUUAAAAAUAUUUUCAAGUGGCUGCGCCUUCCCUGCAGUGUUUUCACACUUGGAAAACAUCUGCAUUUGACCAAAAAGUCUUAUGUGCAAUGUGUCAGCUUCUCUGAGACAAAUAGCGCCGCCACAAUAAAACUCUUUAAUUUGGGAGAUUUAAACUUGUGUAUUCAAGUCAUGGCUCACUAAACAUGACAUGCAUUAAUCAGCCAGACCAAUGAACUCACGGAAUAGUAAAGAAAUGGUCUGUUUUGUUAGCAUUGCUAUGUGAAAUCCUGAAAAUCCAGCUGGUUAGACAACAAAUACGUUUGUCCCCCUAAAAAAAAUAAGCUAUCAUUUGAGGGCUUUUCUAAUCAGUCAUAAGAAAUGUUUACUCAAAUUUGACUGACAUACUUGUAUACAUCCCCCCAGAAUGACUCUGACGUUAGCAAUGCAGUGUGUUUGUAACACUGCCGCUAUGAUUUUGCACUUCUUUUCUGUAAAUAAUAUUGGACUUACUGUUUCUUACUUUCAUGUCUCAUGUUUGUGAUGGACAUUAUUGUUGUGAAAUUUUUUAAACGGCAUGCAUUUUACAGUGACUUUUGUGUUACGCGUCGUUUGUUUUUUUUACUUAAUAUUGCAGGCU